AUUUUCAUUGGUCGAACUUGUCGAACAGACGCCAUAUUGUUACACGGCUUCUCAGUUUCGUUUCCCCAUUUUCAUUUCAUUCUGGAUGUUGAAAAGUGUGUCAAACUGAUUUUUUUUCAUUUUUAGGUUUAUAUUCUAAUUAGUUUCUACUAUGGAGAGUAGAGGUCGAGGGCGAGCAAGGGGCAGAGCCAGAGGCGCGCCUCAACAACAGCAACAAGGACAAGGUGGUCCACGUCCAGGCCCGCCCCAACAGCAGCCAGGUGCAUGGGGAGCAGCUAGAUUUGGGCCCCCUUCUCAAGCACCGCCAGGUGCCUGGGGUGGUCGAGCACCACCUCCAUCACAGCAGCCGCCGGCAGCAGCUCAAAGUACAUGGGGUGUCAGGCCUCCACCUCCCGAAACUCUUCCUCAGCAAUCUGUAGGCAGAGGAUCAAGACUGGGGGGCGGUGAUGAAAGACAUGUGUCUAGUGAAAGUAGCCAUGGAGGUCGUGUGGCUCAAGGAGGUGAUACGGGAGUUGAGGAAAAACGUGGCGGUGGUAAUGGAAAUGUUCGUGGACGUACCGAUCGUAAUGAAGUUAUCAAUACAAGACCGACAACCUGUAAAACUAAAAAGGGUACGGACGGCACUACUAUUAAACUGAAGGCCAAUUAUUUCCCUCUGAUAAAUACGGCCUCUUGGGGUCUUAACCAGUACAGGGUCGAUUUUGUACCAGAAACAGACGAUACUCGUGAAAAAAGAGCUCUUGUGAGAAGAGCUUUUGCUAAUAUUUUAAUCACUGGCUACAUAUUCGAUGGUACAAACUUAUACACUCCUUCAAAAUUGCAUCCCGACCCAUUGGAAUUAGUUUCUGCUAACGACAAGGAAGAGCAGUAUAGAAUUUCCGCUCGUUUAGUGGGAGAAGUAAAAUUGGGCGAUUACCACUACUUCCAGCUGUUCAACUUGGUUGUAAGAAGGUGCCUAGAAGCAAUGGACUUUAAACUGAUUGGCCGAGAUUACUACGAUCCCAAACUGAAGAUCACGGUCCACGAACAUAACUUAGAAUUAUGGCCCGGCUUUGAGACUUCAAUGAGACAAUACGACGCCGGUAUCAUGUUAACUGUCGAUUUAAAAUUUAAGAUGCUGAGGAUGGAUAAUGUGUAUGACCUUUUGUUGGAGUGUAGUCAAAAGUCGAAGAACCCGAAAGUUGAGUUCCAACAACGUGUAAUUGGCAGUAUCGUAAUGACGUAUUAUAAUAAUAAAACUUAUCGUAUUGAUGACGUGGCAUUUGAUCAGACGCCAAACAGUACCUUUAAGAAAAGGGAUGGUUCUGAAAUAAGUUACCGUAAGUACUUCGAAGAGAGAUACAAGGUGAAAAUCACUGUUCCUAAUCAACCAAUGCUGGUAUCUCGUAGUAAACCUCGUGAAAUAAGGGCUGGUAUGCCUGAGGUUGUUAUAUUGGUACCACAGUUGUGUACCAUGACUGGGCUUACAGACAAGCAAAGAGAAAACUUCCAUUUGAUGAAGGCCUUAGGAGAACAUACAAGAGUCAAUCCAUCAGGUCGUAUGAAGAAACUUAGAGAAUUCAGUCAAAGGUUACUACAGUGUCCCAAAGCUGUUGAGGAGCUGAAACGUUGGGACUUGCAGUUAGCUCAGGACAUCGUGGAAUUCAACGGUCGCGUUUUGCCUCAGGAAUCGGUGUAUAUCGGCAAAUCGCAAGCGAUUCCAUCAGGACCGAAAGCUGAUUGGACCCAGGGUCUUAGAUCAGCACCUUUAUUUAAUUCUACUCCCUUGGAAAGGUUGGCUGUUGUGUGUCCCUCUCGCCUGAAGCAGCCCACUGCUGAUUUCGUCCAGAGCAUCCAACAAGUGUCUCGAGGUAUGAAUUUCCAAGUAGGUCAGUUCAAAAUAUUUGAUCUGGGUGACGACCGCGCCCAAUCCUACUUGGAUACUCUCGAGCAUAUAAUUUCUAAUUUGGGUCCUAAAAUGGUCUUUGUCGUUCUUGCAAAUAACUCUUCUGACAAGUACUCUGCAGUAAAGAAGAAGUGCUAUGUAGACAGAGCCAUGCCCUGUCAGGUUGCUUUGGGAAAAAAUGUACAGAAGAAUAAUAAAUCUGUAGCCACUAAAAUCGCCAUCCAAAUGAAUUGCAAGCUUGGAGGUGCUCCUUGGGGCAUGACCAUGCCUAAAAAUAUAAUGGUUGUGGGUUACGACGUUUGUCGUGAUACAGCUAUGAGAUCAAAGAGUUUCUCUGGAAUGGUCGCUACAAUGGACCAGGCUUGCUCUUCAUAUUUCAGCAUGUCUGUUGAGCACGAAUUUGAACAAGAAAUGAGCAGCAAUAUUGCUACAUUUAUCAUGCUGGCUUGCAAGGAAUAUCAAACUAAAAAUGGAGUGAUCCCAGAAAGAAUUAUAAUCUAUCGUGAUGGUGUUGGUGACGGCCAAAUCCAAUAUGUCAAAGAGCACGAAGUGGAAAUGAUAAAAGAAAAAUUGGGCGCCGAGCUAUACGCAAAUCAGCCUUUAAAAAUGGCUUUUAUUGUGGUGUCCAAGAGGAUCAACACGAAAUUGUUCACAGCACAGCCUGGAGGUGACCGAGGCGAUUUUAACCCACCCCCUGGCACAGUUGUAGACGAUGUGGUAACCCUACCUUACAGGUAUGACUUUUUCUUGAUUUCGCAGUGCGUUAACCAGGGCACAGUGGCGCCUACCAGUUACAAUAUUAUUGAUGAUAAUUUGGGCAUAGACCCGAACAGGAUCCAACGAUUCACAUACAAAUUAACUCAUAUGUAUUAUAAUUGGUCUGGUACAAUUCGCGUACCAGCCCCAUGCCAGUAUGCCCAUAAGUUGGCCUUUAUGACUGCCCAGUAUUUGCACAGGUCAGCCAGUGCCGGCUUAAAUAAAACUUUAUUUUUCAUUUAAGUGGAUAUUGCAGAGAUAAAAAAGGGUAUUGAAUGUUUUGUAAAUGUUUUAUAUAUAUAUAUAUAGAUCUGAUGUACAAUCAGUAGCAAUCUACUGAAUUUAAAGAAAUAAUUUUCCAUUUUUUCAACAACUUCGUUUAUCAAGACUUAAGAUUUCGUUUUUGUUGUAUUUCCUAUUUCAUUUUAUCCUAACUUAACUAUAAUUUGACCCUUUUUUCUCGCGUUUUGUUUCAAAGAUUUCCUUUGUAUUUUCAUAUAACUUUUGUUUAUUUUUUCGCUUAGUUUUUUAUGUUACAAAGAUUAUUUUUUGUCUUGUAGUUUCUAAAACAGUUUUACUACUUAAUGACUGUGUUUAUAAUGUUAAAGAGCUUAUGUUUAAGUUUUAUUCAGGGUACUGAAUGAACAGUUGUAUUUAG
This is a messenger RNA of Sitophilus oryzae (rice weevil), 3299 nucleotides long. It is a transcript of the gene aub, whose product is annotated as piwi-like protein Siwi. The coding region runs from base 152 to 2884 and encodes 910 amino acids. Gene Ontology annotation, biological process: regulatory ncRNA-mediated gene silencing. Gene Ontology annotation, molecular function: protein binding; piRNA binding. Lineage: Eukaryota; Metazoa; Arthropoda; Insecta; Coleoptera; Curculionidae. The record is from RefSeq and is a predicted model, not a curated record. Gene Ontology annotation, cellular component: P granule. The transcript has 15 exons.